This is a messenger RNA of Triticum urartu, 962 nucleotides long. RefSeq lists its product as uncharacterized. NCBI's taxonomy places the organism in Eukaryota, Viridiplantae, Streptophyta, Magnoliopsida, Poales, Poaceae. The record is from RefSeq and is a predicted model, not a curated record.
CAAAGGCACCCACUGCACUCAAGUACUACAGCCACUGCCACAAUCCUCUUUGUCUGUCUUUCUUUCAGGAGUUCUUCGGAAGAUGGGCUCCAAGAUGCUUCUGGUCACCGUUCUCUUGGUGGGCAUAGCCUCUCAGAGCUAUGCCACCAGGAGCCUUGAGGGGAACCACUUGGCUGAGCAGAAGUACGGCGGCGGCGGCUACGGAGGUGGCGGUGGGGGCUCGGGAGGUGGUGGCGGCUAUGGAGGAGGUGGCAGCGGCGGCGGGGGUGGCUAUGGAGGAGGCGGCGGCGGCGGUGGCUACGGAGGAGGAGGCGGCGGUUACACACCGACGCCAACACCGUCGACCCCCAGCCACAGCGGAUCCUGCGACUACUGGAAGGGCCACCCGGAGAAGAUCAUCGACUGCAUCGGCAGCCUGGGCAGCAUCCUGGGCUCCCUCGGCGAGGUGUGCCACGCCUUCUUCGGCAGCAAGAUCCACACCCUGCAGGACGCGCUGUGCAACACCCGGACCGACUGCUACGGCGACCUGCUGCGCGAGGGCGCCGCCGCCUACAUCAACGCCAUCGCCGCCAAGAAGGAGAAGUUCGCCUACACCGCCUACCAGGUCAAGGAGUGCGUCGCCGUCGGGCUCACCUCCGAGUUCGCCGCCGCCGCGCAGGCCGCCAUGUUGAAGAAGGCCAACUACGCCUGCCACUACUAGGCUAGGCUGCCGCCCCAGCUGCUAGUCGUCUCGUCGGUGGCUAAAUAAGUCCAUAUAUGCAUGCACGUGUCGUGCAUGUGUUUUCAUUUCAUGCAGUUCCCGGAUGCGCGCGCGCGUGUCCUCCGCUAAGCUUUAUGUGUUUGUUUGCCGUUUGAUGAUGCAUGCCAUGCCGUCUCGUCUACGUAGUGAUGCUUUGCUUGCUUUUUGUCGUUGGUGAUGUAAAAAUAAUUUGAUUAUUAGUGAAAGAAAGAUAUAGCAUGCA